AGGCGGUUUGCUGGGAACAACUCUCGCAGUCUUCGCCACAGCUUCAUCGCGUCAACGAUUCUUCAGAUCGCUGUUCAUUUUGCAAGCAAAACUAGUUUAACUAAGAAACCCACUUCAUACGAGUUUGACCAAAAGUCCCCAGGACAACAAUGGCUACCGCCAUGGAUAUUACCUCGAUUGAUGCGACAACUAUUGACGAGAGUCUAUACUCUCGCCAGCUUUAUGUACUUGGACAUGAUGCCAUGAAGAAGAUGAGCACAUCUAACGUGCUUAUCAUCGGUUUAAAAGGCCUUGGUGUUGAGAUUGCAAAAAAUGUCAUCCUUGCUGGCGUCAAAUCGGUGACGUUGUACGACCCAAACCCUGUCCAGAUUGCGGAUCUGGCUUCACAGUUUUUCUUAUACAAUGAGGAUGUGGGAAAACCACGGGCCCAAGUCAGCUCCCCACGGUUAGCGGAACUCAAUACGUAUGUGCCGGUGUCUGUGCUGGAAGGUGACCUCACGGAGGAAGCACUUUCCAAUUAUCAGGUCGUCGUUUGCACGAAUAUGCCUUUGGAAAAGCAGCUGUUCAUUAACGAGAUUACGCACAAACGUGGGGCGGCAUUUAUUGCAGCAGAUGUACGGGGACUGUUCGGGUAUGCGUUCAACGAUUUUGGUGACGAGUUUGCAGUUGUCGAUCAAACAGGCGAAGAACCUGUUCAUGGCAUGAUCGCCGCAGUAUCCAAGGAUAAAGAAGGUGUCGUGGCGUGCUUAGAAGAAACUCGACACGGUCUCGAGGACGGCGACUGGGUCACCUUCACCGAAGUUGUAGGCAUGCCUGAACUCAACGGAAUAUCCCCGCGAGAAGUUAAAGUGACGGGUCCUUACACGUUCAGCAUCGGGGAUACCAGUAACUUUGGACAAUACAAAUCAGGGGGGGUCUUCACCCAGGUGAAAAAACCAAAGAAGCUUCAUUUUGAUUCCCUCAAAGAUUCUCUUGCAAAGCCGGAAUUUUUGAUAUCCGACUUUGCCAAGUUCGACCGGCCAGCGCAAUUGCACAUUGGAUUUCAAGCUCUUGAUGCAUUUGCUGCUAAGCAUAACGGUGAACUCCCUCGACCCCGCAACGAGCAGGAUGCGCUGGAAGUAUUGGCAAUUGCGAAAUCUAUCAACGAAAAGGCUAUGGAGCCCACCGAGUUGAAGGAUGAUCUUAUUAAAGAACUGGCGUACCAAGCACGUGGUGAUUUGGCCCCGAUGACUGCGGUUAUUGGAGGUCUUGUAGCUCAGGAAGUUUUGAAAGCAUGCAGCGGAAAAUUCCAUCCGAUCCACCAAUAUAUGUAUUUCGAUUCGCUGGAAUCCAUGCCUCAAAGCGUUACAUUAUCUGAGGAAGCGUGCAAACCGCGAGGCACACGAUACGACGGACAGAUCGCCGUCUUCGGCAUUGACUUUCAGAACACCAUCGCGAAUGCCCGAGAGUUUGUUGUUGGAGCUGGCGCUAUUGGAUGUGAAAUGCUGAAGAACUGGUCCAUGAUGGGUCUUGGGACAGGACCAAAAGGUCAAGUGUUCGUGACAGACAUGGACACAAUUGAGAAGAGCAACUUGAAUCGGCAGUUUCUCUUCCGGCCCUGGGACGUGUCUAAAUUGAAAUCUGAGACUGCCGCUGCUGCUGUGGAGCGAAUGAACCCGGAUGUUUCUGGCAAGAUUAAGGCCUUCCAAGAACGGGUGGGACCAGAGACCGAAAGUCUGUUUGAUGACGGAUUUUGGGAGUCUCUGACUGGAGUCACAAAUGCUUUGGACAAUGUUGAGGCGAGAAAAUAUGUCGACCGCCGGUGCGUCUAUUUCCGGAAACCUUUACUCGAAUCCGGGACUCUCGGAACAAAAGGCAACACGCAGGUUGUCAUCCCAUUCCUUACCGAGUCCUACUCGUCUUCGCAAGACCCACCAGAAAAAUCCAUUCCCAUUUGCACCCUCAAAAACUUCCCGAAUGCUAUUGAGCAUACCAUUCAGUGGGCUCGUGAUAUGUUUGAGGGUCUAUUCAGACAACCAGCAGAGAACGUGAACAUGUAUCUCAGUCAAAACAACUACAUUGAAACUACCUUGAGCCAGGGAGGCAACCAGAAGGAAAACAUCGAGAGUAUCUACAACUUCCUCGUAGCACAGAAACCAACGCUGUUUGAGGAGUGCAUCGCUUGGGCUCGCCUAAAAUUUGAAGAGCUGUACACCAACACCAUAAAGCAGCUACUUUUCAACUUCCCAAAAGAUGCUGUUACAUCUAGUGGCACUCCAUUCUGGUCCGGGCCAAAAAGAGCCCCGGAUCCAGUUAUUUUCGAUCCGGAGAACCCUCUUCAUAUGGACUUCGUUGUCACCGCUGCUAACUUGCAUGCAUUCAAUUAUGGCAUAAAAGGUCGAGUUGAUCAGGAGUAUUUCAAAGAGGUCUUGAAAUCCGUCAACGUCCCCGAGUUUGUUCCACGAUCAGGAGUGAAGAUCCAAGUGCAGGAAAAUGAGGCUGUUCAAACCCAGAACACAGACCGAUCUGAACUCGAUGAACUCAUCAAAGCCCUGCCUCCACCUUCGAACCUCGCUGGACUGCGGUUAAAGCCUGUCGAGUUUGAGAAAGACGACGACACGAAUUUCCACAUUGAUUUUAUCACAGCGGCUUCAAACCUGCGCGCGACCAACUACGGUAUUACUCUCGCGGAUCGUCACAAGACAAAAUUCAUUGCUGGCAAGAUUAUUCCCGCCAUUGCUACCACUACAGCGUUAGUAACGGGUCUUGUGUGUCUGGAGCUCUACAAGGUGCUCGAUGAUAAGAAGAAAUUGGAUGAUUACAAAAACGGAUUCAUCAACCUUGCUCUGCCGUUCUUCGGCUUUUCGGAGCCAAUCGCUGCUCCUAAGCUGAAAUACUACGACUCCGAAUUCAGUCUCUGGGAUCGAUUCGACGUCGAAGGUGACAUUACUCUGCAAGAGCUGAUUAAUUGGUUCCAACAAAAGCACGAAUUGGAAGUUACCAUGCUGUCAUGUGGAGCCAGCAUGCUUCACGCUUCCUUCAUGCCUAAGAAAGAGCGCCUGUCCAUGCCGAUAUCGAAAUUGGUCGAGACUGUUUCCAAGAAGCCUAUCGCGCCACAUGUCAAGGCACUCAUCUUGGAGGUUUGCGUGAAUGAUCGGGAAGGCGAAGAUGUGGAAGUUCCAUAUGUGCGUGUCGUAAUUAGACCGUGAAGAAUGUCGACGCCAAGGAAGCAUUACUAUUCCUAGAGUCUACAUAGUCUGGUAGCGAUACAUUCAAAAUCUGUUAUUGUGAGAAAGUUUAGCAGUCCAAUGAUAUCUGAAUUGCCAAAUAUGUAAUGCAUAGAUGAUGUUUCUGCGACAGAGUUCAACAGAGUCUUUCAAUUGCGUAACGUUAUAUAUAGCGUAGAAACGGAA
Molecule: messenger RNA, 3392 nt
Organism: Spizellomyces punctatus DAOM BR117
Lineage: Eukaryota; Fungi; Chytridiomycota; Chytridiomycetes; Spizellomycetales; Spizellomycetaceae
Product: ubiquitin-activating enzyme E1
Exons: 18
Coding region: 150-3188 (1012 amino acids)
Biological process (GO): protein sumoylation
Cellular component (GO): cytoplasm; SUMO activating enzyme complex
Molecular function (GO): SUMO activating enzyme activity
Source: RefSeq, a predicted model, not a curated record